Fusarium redolens is the source of this 2366-nucleotide messenger RNA. RefSeq names its product glycosyl hydrolase. Gene Ontology annotation, biological process: carbohydrate metabolic process. Gene Ontology annotation, molecular function: hydrolase activity, hydrolyzing O-glycosyl compounds. The transcript has a single exon. The record is from RefSeq and is a predicted model, not a curated record. The coding region runs from base 152 to 2176 and encodes 674 amino acids. NCBI's taxonomy places the organism in Eukaryota, Fungi, Ascomycota, Sordariomycetes, Hypocreales, Nectriaceae.
CUCCAAGAUUGCGACUUGUGAGCUUUGUACUUGAGAUAUAUAAAAGCUUCCGUGGAACUGCGAUUAGUGAAGGAGUGAUCAGGGCAAGCCCAGCCUGUUGCCCAGAUCUGAUUUUCUCUAUCCCUAUACUCCACUUGCCCCUCAAGUCAUCAUGCUCUAUUCAGCCCUUCUCCCAGUAGCCGCCACCUUGGUCGCUGGAGCUUCGCUCCCUCACUUUAAAAAUUGCCAUCUCAAAAGUUACCCAGGUCCAGAAAAUCCAGGUUUCGAGACUGGUGAUCUCAAAGGCUGGAAGGUCGUCAAUGGCACUGCGUUCGGCAAAGACUCCAUCUCCAGUGAUGUAUCCUACUGGGAUGGUCCUUUUCAUCAAGAUGGCAAAAACUUUCUUCUUGGCUUCAAGCAGGCUGGCGAGGAAGCCGUUGGCGAACUCAAGUCAAGCACCUUCAGAGCCAGCUCUGUCCUGAGUUUUCUGGUUGGAGGUGGCUACGACCCUGAUCACCUCUACGUUGCUCUUGUGCGCGACUCGGACGGAAAGCCCCUUCUGAAGCAGACAGCUACUAACGAUGAGGCUCUCAUUCGUAUCACUUGGGACACAAGCAAGUGGCAGGGUCAGAAGGUGCACAUCCUUGUGCAUGACAGUAGCAUGUCAAAGUCCUGGGGUCACAUCAACAUCGAUGAUGUCCGCGUUGGCUGCCAUGCUCUUGGAGACGGCAAAGACCUCUCGUUCAACAUCCUCGGUCAGGCAAACCAAGUCCCUCACAGCUCCUCCACUUGCUCCUCCUACGCUGCCGACCCCAUUAGACCCCAAUACCACUACACGCCUUACCAGGGGUGGAUCAACGAUCCCGCAGGUCUGGCUGAGUUCCAUGGGGCUCAUCACCUCUUCAGUCAAUAUUACCCAGAGGCUCCGCUGUGGGGUCCGAUGCAUUGGGCACACGCCAAGAGCACUGAUGCGGUUCAUUGGCGCGAACAGCCGGUUGCUUUGUAUCCUGCUAAAGUGAGCAAUUCGAGUGAUGACUCUGGUCGCUUUACUGGGAGCGGAGUCGUCGACAAGAAGAAGAAUGAGCUGCGGCUUAUCUUGACUGACUACAUCAAUCUCGCUUAUCAUCCUGAUGCAGUCCAGGAGAGUGUUAUUACGGCAACAAGCAAAGAUGGAAUCAAGUUUGAUCUUGCCAAGAAACCCAUCAUCUCGGGCCCUCCCGAAGGAGAAGAUCCAUUCUUCCGAGACCCCAAGGUCUUCCGUGAUCCGACCGACAACAAGUGGAAGAUGGCCGUUGGCGCCACUAACGGUGAAAGUGGUCAAGUCCAGCUGUACGAAUCCGACGACCUCGAUUCCUGGUCUCAUGUCGGCGUUCUGUAUACCGGCGAUGGCAGCACUGGAAAGCUAUGGGAGUGCCCCAAUUUCUUCCCACUAGGAGACAAAUGGGUUCUCUUUUAUGGCGGCAAUGGACUUGGUUGGUACGAGACUGGCACGUAUAAUGGAACAACUUUCACGAGCGAGAAGCGCGGUCUUCUUGAUGAGGGCCCUUCUAGUUAUGCUAUGCAGUGGUACCAGGAUGAAGCGGGUCGUGAUCUAGCGAUUACCUGGAUGGCGAACUGGCCUAGUCCCAAGUGGCCAAGCCGCGUGAACGGAUGGGCUGGACAGCAGUCAAUCACUCGCGAGCUGUUCAUCCGCAAGGAUGGUGGUUUGGGUCAUCGUCCGAUUCCGGAGCUGAAGACCCUUGCAUCUGGCCGGACUAAGAAAAUUGGAGCUACAAAGGUUACUCGAAAGGGUCUCCAUGUUGGCAGCUCCAACAGCGCUAGACUGACCCUUGCCAUCGAUCUCACUGCUUCGGAUGCUACGUCCUUCGCCCUCUCGCUCUUCAAGUCCGCUGGUGAAUCUGUGGUGCUGACAUUCGACAAGGAGGCUGGAAGCCUCACCCUUGACACUACCAAUGCUGGUUAUGGGCAGGCGGGCAAGUGGAAGGCUUUUGUUGAUAUUGCUGAUGACAAAAAGUUCAGUCUGGAUAUUUUUCUUGAUAAGUCUGUGCUUGAGAUUUUUAGCGGUGAUGGAACGGUGUUUUCGGCUACUGUCUUUCCAAGAUAUCAGGAGUCGCAGGACAUUAGCUUAGUCGCGAGUGGUGGUGCUUUGGCAGUGGAGUCAAUUGCGCUUACGCCACUCGGCUCCAGCUGGUGUUGAUUAGUUCACAAAAUUGGUCAAAAUUCGUUUUGGAGACGUUUGGAUGAGACGAGUUGCGGGUUCCGGGGUGGUUUAUGCAUGGCUGGAUAGAUGAGGUGGGCUGUUGGAAAGGGUGGCGUGGUUUUAUUUAACCCUUGUACAGAGUACCGUGAUUAGAAACAAUGUAGCUUUGGAUGGGCUCUCAUUCAAG